AAUGGCUAUAUGCUUUAGCUGCCCAGUGUCGCGCGGUCAUCAUGGCGGACAAAACAAGAAUAUGAUACUCUGACACACAAGCUAUUAAUACUACAAGGUCAUGCGGGAUUUUUCCCAGAACGAUAUACAAGUGUAGGCACGUUGAGUCACAUGAAAUCUGUAGGACUAUUAUUGCAUAAAUAUCCGAUGUUUUUUCAAGGGAACAAAGUUACACGAAGCUGAAAUCAUAGAAUAAUUAUUUACAAGAAAUAAUGAAGCCAUUUGUUUUUUUUUUUUAUGUGAGCAGUUGAGAAGUGCUUUUGACUGCGUUUUCUAUUAAUUCCUCUUCACCAAACAAUGAAUUUAGGGUUUUAUUUAAAUAUAUGACAAUGGUGAAUGGAUGGMGAAUCUUUUCAAACAAGGAUCUGGUAUUAUUUUGCUUGGAUUUUUGUGUUUCGCUCUGGGCUCCAGCGCUAUUGAAGUUGUAACCGCGAAGGAAUUCAAUACAACAAAAGCCAUUCAUGUACGAAUAUCAARCAACCACAUGCCCAUCAACUCCAAUGGGUUGAUGUUUGUAAGAGUCGGCACCAGACAAUUACAAAUAAACUGUUCAAUUCCCAGUGGCUCUGAGAAGCUCGUCAAUAUAAGCUGGAGAAAGAGUCAAAAUUGGCUUGAUGGCAGGUCCAUUGAGUUACUCAGGAGUAAUAAUACUAUCACAUUACGUCUUACAAUUGACCAGAUAACUUGGGACUUGAAUGGUUCCAUCUACUGGUGUGGUCCAAGGGAUGAACAUAUUUUUGAUACAAGCAUAAAAAGAUCUUCAGUAACCAUCAUCAUAGGAGAUCUCCCUAGACCACCCAUGAACAUAAAACACAAUAUUGUGGAUUUAAGAAUGUAUGAUAUAAACAUUUACUGGACAGCAGCUACCAAUGUUGGCAGAUUACCAGCUUACUAUAAUGUUACCUAUAUACCAUGUAUUAACAGAACAUACUGUCAGGAGACCCCUAGAUAUCAAUUUUGUACUAUCCCUCACAUCUCUGGAAAAAUGGACUACAAGUGUAACAAGUUGAGGGAAGAAAUGAAAACUCUAGAAUCCUUGCGUGACCUGUAUAAGUUUACCAUAGCAACUGUUAACCCAUUAGGGGAAAGUAAAGGUCCAGAAUUUGAAAUAAAUGCAAAUUUUGGAGGUCCAAACAAUGCAGUGUAUCCUACUCCAAGACCUCCAUUAAGCUUGAAUAUCUUCGUGAAUGAUAAUGGCGAUAUAUCAAUGAAUUGGAAAUCAAGGGAAUUAUGGGACAUUGUUGAAACCAGAUAUACAAUACUGUACUAUAAAGAAAAUGACCACAAAAACAAGACUAUAGUAGUGCAAGGUGAAAAAGGUCAGACAAUGUUAACACUAAGAGAAGAUGACGGCAUUGAGCCAUUCACAAGAUACUACUUCUAUAUCACAGUGGAAUUCCUUGACUCAAAAAAUUUAAGCACCGGGGUUAGUGAACCUCUUGGUCCAAGAACAGUAUUUACUCCAGAAGGAGAACCUGAACCAGGCCCAGACAUCUUGAACACCUCAUCCAGUAGGAUAUCCAACACUGCCAUGAGGAAUGUAACGAUUACAUGGAAGGUUCCACCCUCAUCUGCAUGGCAUGGAAAACCAUCUCACAUAAAAAUUAUGUAUUACAGAAAUGAAAAUUACCAGGAUUCCAAGGAAAGAAAUAUCUUGGCUUUUCCUAACCCUCCAAGUCAAGCGGUUCUUACUGGACUUGAUUCAACAGGUCAUUACAUUUCCCGUAUUGCUUUGUGUAACUCCAGGAUGUGUGGGCGAAAUGGAGAGAAAGCAAGGAUAAAACCCAUUAAAGGUCUAAAAAAAGUAGGAAAAACAGACUUUACAAGCAAUUUAACAACAUAUGCAUUGAUUGGAGUAUUCAUCUUUAUCGUCAUGUUUAUACUGUUGGCCUACUGCUGCUUCUACAAGAGGAAGUUCAGGAAUAAAAACCCCCAAAUACCAUUACAUGACCGAAUUGGUGAUCUG
Messenger RNA from Actinia tenebrosa (Australian red waratah sea anemone), 2005 nucleotides. RefSeq lists its product as uncharacterized. The record is from RefSeq and is a predicted model, not a curated record. Gene Ontology annotation, molecular function: protein binding. NCBI's taxonomy places the organism in Eukaryota, Metazoa, Cnidaria, Anthozoa, Actiniaria, Actiniidae.